AUGGGCAAGACAAGGCGUUUCGCGGCCGGUACCAAUGCGGGUUUUGCUUUGAAUUUGAUAAACCGGAAGCUUGAAUCUGGGGUUCCACUCGCCACGCAUAUUGAAGCUGUCAAAGGAGGGGAAGAACCUGUCAGCUUCGGCCCCAAUUCGGUUCUUGUUGAUUAUGGUCACGAUUGGAAGUUACAGACAGUUACUGAAACAGAAGAAGGUGCUUCUCAUUGA
This is a messenger RNA of Ilex paraguariensis (yerba mate), 222 nucleotides long. Lineage: Eukaryota; Viridiplantae; Streptophyta; Magnoliopsida; Aquifoliales; Aquifoliaceae. The record is from the annotation of a GenBank genome assembly.